Paraphaeosphaeria sporulosa is the source of this 2039-nucleotide messenger RNA. RefSeq names its product beta-lactamase/transpeptidase-like protein. Bases 384 to 1970 code for a protein of 528 amino acids. Lineage: Eukaryota; Fungi; Ascomycota; Dothideomycetes; Pleosporales; Didymosphaeriaceae. The transcript is spliced from 2 exons. The record is from RefSeq and is a predicted model, not a curated record.
CACGCCUCGAACCUAGCCGCCAUUCCGCCGCGUGGUUACAUGUCUAGGUGGCAAAAGAUUGCCGAUGCACCAUGUUGUUCAAACCGCAGAGCGCCUCGGCUCCCACAACGAAGAGCGCGCUCAGCCCCCAGUUCAAACUGCGCCCCGCAUAAUUCCGUGCGAGUGGGCUCACACCCGACCGACCGACGCGGCGACCUUACCACCGACCACGUUUGUAACGAUUCUAUGAUAGGAAGCAGCAUAUAUCCGCCUGUAGUUUAGAGCGUUAUAAAUAUCGGCCUCAUUUUCAUGAAGAGGAGACGUCCAUCUGACACCAACUUCUUUUUCUAGCAUCAAGCGCGCAUCUACCAAGCGAUCCACUCGAUAUCAUAGCCAGCCCUACUAUGACAUACGCAAAGUACUGUCUGCCGCCAGGAUACUCUCUUCCCCCGCCCAUCGCGGUGCAGCCUCUCCUAUUAACGGCUGAACUUGAGCACGCCUUGAAAUCUCGCACAUGGUACAGCAAAACUACCAUCGCCAUCAAAGCCUCAUUGGGAGGGAAGCUUAUCUUCCACCAUGCGCAUCGCGCUAGUCAUGAGGACGCUGCGAAUCUAUACGACACCAAGAUCCGGAUAGCGAGUGUGACGAAGGUCUUCACCGUUCUCGCAGUGUUGCUCUCAAGAGCAGAAAUUAGGUGGGAAGAUAGCAUCACCAAAUACAUCCCAGGCCUGGACGAAGCGGCAUAUGCUGACGUGACCAUCGGUGCGCUGGCCGGACAUACGAGCGGUUUGGGUAGAUUCGGUUACACGGGUGAUCUUGCGCUCAUACCAGGAUUCUCUCCAGCGCAGCUUGGUUUGCCAGAAGUCACUCACACGUUACCUGGAUGCGAUGCUUUUCCCGGGGGGGAGGUCUGUUCCAGGUUCCAAGUUCUCGAUAUGUUCAACGACCCAGCAUACUCCCCGACAACUAUAAACACCGAGCCGCUAUACACCAACAUUGCAUUCAACCUUCUCGGAAUGGCACUCGAGCAUGUUCACUCCAAGCCUUACGAGCAGAUCAUCCAAGAACUCAUCUUCGCCCCCAUCGGUAUGCAUGCCUCUUCGUUUGAAACUCCAAAUGCCAUCGAUGGUAUUCUGCCACAAGCCGGUGAACGGUGGUUCGCCGCCCCCUUUGGCAACUUCAACCCCUCAGGUGGCAUCUGGAGUACGCCUAACGACAUGCUUCUCUUCCUCGAAGCACUGCAAUCCCACAAAUUGCUUUCCGCCGCCCAGACCCGCAAGUGGCUGCAACCGUCAUCGCUGCUGCCUUCCCUCCAUCAACUCAUUGGCGCACCGUGGGAAAUCUUCCGCCCAACAGAUAUCGACGUAGCUGUUCCUCGUCCCAUCAAUUUGUACGCAAAAGCUGGCGGAGUUGCAGGAUACUCCAGCUACGCAGUACUCGUGCCAGAGUACAACAUUGCGCUGACAAUUCACGCCGCUGGGAACGAUGCAACGCGUGCAGUGCAAGAUAUGCUGCCGUUGAUAGCCAAACCCCUGAUUUCACAUGCCGACGAGCAAGUGAGGUCUCGAGUAUCUGUGAAUUAUGCUGGCACAUACCGCUCGAACGAUGACAACAAAAGUAUCUCAUUGGUGGUCGAUGAUGGACCUGGCCUACUAGUGCAGUCGGCUAUCAUGAACGGUGUCGCUAUCAUACCAGCUUUGGCUAAAAUGCAAGGCUUAGAUCCCUCUAAUGCUACUGCAAGGUUAUACCCCACGGAUCCAGACUCAAAUGGAAGCAACAAGGAGCAUUGGAGCUUGUUGCUAGAUAGGGCGAAAGACGGCGCGGCACGUGGAUUUGCAGAGCAAGAAUGUGCAAGCUGGAAUUGGGGCGAUACUGCGCGGUAUGGAGGUCAGCCCUUGGACAGGAUAGUGUUCCACAUGCGCGAAGGCAAAGCCAUUGGGGUUGCACUAGUGGGCUGGAGAACGACAGUUCUGGACAGAUUAGAGUCAUGAGAGUUUGCGAAAGUGCGCGGGAAAGGCAAACCGGCGUACUGCCGUUCAGCUACACUAUCUACACGCCAC